Messenger RNA from Engraulis encrasicolus (European anchovy), 1746 nucleotides. RefSeq names its product E3 ubiquitin-protein ligase Midline-1-like. The record is from RefSeq and is a predicted model, not a curated record. Lineage: Eukaryota; Metazoa; Chordata; Actinopteri; Clupeiformes; Engraulidae. The transcript has 9 exons. Bases 58 to 1746 code for a protein of 562 amino acids. Gene Ontology annotation, molecular function: zinc ion binding; protein binding.
CCCCUCCUAUCUGUGAACCCUGUCUACUUUCCCCUCAGGUGUACCCAGCUGGCCAGCAUGGGUUCGAUGGAUGAGGAGCUCACCUGUCCCAUGUGCCGCGACCUCUUCAACCAGGCCUACCUGCUGCCCUGCGGACACAGCCUGUGCCCCAACUGCGUGCGGGAGGCCUGGCGCUGCACGAGCAACAAUGGCAGUGGCGGCAGUGGAAGCAGUGCCACGGGGCAGGAGGGGGGCCAGAAGGGGCGCUUUGUGUGCCUGCAGUGCCAGGAGGACCAGCAGGUGGUGCUGUGUGACUGCUGCCCUCCCACCGGAGGAGAGACGGGGAGCAGUAGCGGAGGAGGUGGAGGAGAUGGGCAUGGAGGCCGCGAGGGGCGUGCUCUGGCGGUGAAGACGUGCCUGCGUUGCGAGGUGUCCCUGUGCGCCCAGCACCUACAGCCUCACCUGGACUGCCCCGCCUUCAGCACACACCUGCUGGUGGAUCCUCUGGGAGACCUGUCCCGCCGCAGGUGUCCCCAGCACAAAGAGCUGUUCCGCUACUUCUGCAGUGACGACAGCCUGUACCUGUGCCCCGACUGCAUCCUGGACGGAGCCCACCGGCACCACCACGUCAGGGGACUGAAGAAGGUGGAGGAGGACUUCAAGGUGAGGUUACGAGGGCUGCUCCAUAAAGCCCGAGAUAAAAUGAAAGAGGGGGAGAAGCUUCUCAAAGACCAUGAGAAAACAUUUCGAUCGUUGACCGAGUCGGUGGAGCGGGAGAAGGCGCAGGCGGAGAGGCUGGGCUGGGGCCUGAAGCAGCAGGUGGAGCGGCUGGUGACGGCGCUGAGGGACAGCACGCAGCACGAGAGGCAGGGGGCCAUGCAGAGCCUGACGGAGGACGGCGGGCGCCUGAAGGCUGACCUCAGCCAGACCGACACCAUCUGCCAGCACGUGGGCGCGCUGCUGGAGGAGAGGGACCCCUUCCUCCUCAUCUGGGCAUUACAAUGUGAUGACACAAAACUGAUGAAUGACCUAAACUCGCCGAUGUUCAACCCGAGGCCUGCGAUCAUCGACCGCAAACGCAUCCUGGAGUACUUGGAGCACAAGUACCGCGAGUUCAUCACCGCAACGCUGCACUGCCUCAGUGACCUCAAGAGGGAGCUGUUGAGCAGCCCACUCACUUUGGACCAGAACUCUGCACACCCUCUCCUCAGCAUCUCUGCGGACCUUCGUACCGUCGAAAGGGUGAAGACGCGCAGGCCGCGACCCGCGCACCCUGAGCGCUUUGACCACUGGUCCCAGGUGCUGACCUCACAGACCUUCUCCUCAGGGACGCACUACUGGGAGCUGGAGGCCCACGGCUUCUGGGACAUUGCCGUCUCCUACACCAGCAUCCAGAGAAAAGGCAAACUAGGCACAGCCUUUGGAAAUAACAAGGUGUCCUGGAGCCUCACGCAGCAGCACGACAGGAAGCUAGCAGUCUGGCACAACCGCCGCAAGACCCGCCUCUCCACCCAGAUGAAGGGUGCGCGCGUGGCCCUGGCCCUGGACUACGACGCUGGCACCAUCACCUUCUCGGAGGUGGGGUCGUCCUCCAUGCUGACGCACCUCUACACCUUCAACGCCACCUUCACCCAGCCUGUGUGCCUGGGCUUCGGCCUCUACAAGCCAGACCUGCGUAGCCGCAUCUCCAUCGUCAAGAUGUGCCCGGCCGGCCCGCUCUCGCCUCCACUUCAGGACUCUGGUGCUGCUGCUACUACAGACGGCUGA